GCGGCGGUAGCUACCGAGUGAGUCAUUCGCGGCGGUGGCAACAGUAAAACGAUGCCUCGCUGACUUUUAUUUUGAAGCGGCCGGCUCAUGCCUGUGUGUGAGUGUGUAUCUCCGGUGGCGGCGGCAGGCGGGGGGGGGGCUCUUAACGUGAAUGGUUUCUUCCCCCCCCCUCAACCACCACCGCCACCACCGGUGAAUGGUAACAUAGCACGGCAGCCAGCGAGACUGUUGAGGGCUGCGUGGUCAUUAUUAAUGCGCAGGGGGUCUGGCCGCGAGCUGAAUUACAGGAAAGCAAAGUGAAAAAUUAAAGGAAGGAAAAGAAUAGCGGGCCCGCUGGCGAGCCCCAGAGAGAUGUGACGCAAGCAGCGGAAUUAUGAAAUUGUUCGCGUAGAGAGAAGAAGAAUAAUAAGAGCGAGGAGUGCGCGAGACUCCCUCCACACUAGCCAACUAACUCUCUGCCAGGAUUCGACACUUCGCAAAGCCCCAAGAGGGGGCUUGCCCGCGUCCCCUGAUUUCUGCCCGAGCCAGCGAGCGCACCCUGCAAUUGGCAAUUCCGUCCGCAAUUAGCACCUGUCAGAGGGGGACAGACGAUACGAUGACCCAGGGAUUCUGGAACUCGUACAAAAGCAAGAUCGCCAGGGUUCUGUCCGAGAAUGAGGACAGCAUGGAAGAGAACGAACCUCCUCCUUCCGAGAAGGUCAACGACGGGAAGCUCCUGGAGGACGUGUCCACCUCGGUCACUCAGCUCGCCUCGAAGGUGCACGGGGUGAGCGUGCGUGGAUGGAAGGACGUCACCUCGCUCUUCUCGCCCAAAUACGGAGACCACGAACGGCUGACGGAGAACGAGGAGCCAGAACCCACGCGCACCGACGAGAGGGAACAGGAGCGGCCGCCAGUGAAGGAGGAAGAGGAGGAGGAGAGACCCAGCGAGAAGCCCGACUUCUGGGGCGCGCUGCUCAAGCGGCAGAGCAGCGUCGCGCGCUCCUCCCAGGCCCCCAGCCCCUUCCCGGGCUGGGGGCCGCAGCUGAACGCCGGCGGCGCAGGGCUCUGCGGUGACCAUGGCGGCACGGAGGUCGAGGGGGGGCAGCCCAGCGAGGGGGCGCUCGCGGAGUCUGCGGGCAGGGCGGGCGAGCACAGAGACCAGCCACCAGCGUCCGGGCUCAAGGCCCUGAAGGCGACGCUGUUUUCCCACCGCCUGGGCGACCACGAGCGACUCACGGACAACGAGGGCCCACAAGCCACGGCGAUCGCGGACGAUCACUCGGAGAAGGCCGAGAAGGGCGACUUCUGGGGGACCUUCCUGCGCAAGCACCUCAGCCCCGUGCGCCCGCCCGCCAGCCCCUUCGCCGACUGGGCCGGGGGUCCUCCCGUCGCCAACGAUGCCGACGACGCCGCCGCCGCUGCCGUGGAAACCGCCGCCACGGACGUCGUCCUGGGGGACCAGGGCGAGCUGCAGGGUUCGUUCGGGGCGUCCGGCGGACAGUCGGACGCACUCGAGCAAUCGUUCAGCUGAGCGAUUAUGGCGAGAGGAAACACCUGGGGGCAGAGGGGGCGGGGUACACGGGGAAUUGAGAAAUGUCCUGAGGAAGAGACCGGUGGCGUCGCUAGGUUAAAGCAAAACCAAGCGAAAGCUGAGCGCCCCCAAGCAGUUCAAGGAGUUAAUACAAAAUAUACAUAAAUAAAAACUUGUGUUGGGUGGUGGAGGGUCUUACGACAGAAAUGUUGUAGAUCAUUGAUGUAGCCCAAUCCAAAGAAAAAAAUCAAUCUGUUAUCGAUACAAAAAGUGUGCAUUAAAUUUCAGCCUGGGUUCAAAUCCUAAUAUAGUUAUUGGGUUAAACACACGUGGUGUAACUUGAUUUGGUGCUUUCGUGACUGCAGGAAUUACUCUUUGUUUUUUUCGGUAAAGUCAUGUAGAAAUAAGAAAUAAUAAUAAAAUAAAAUUACAUAAUAGCAUACGAUGUUUUGAUUGC
This is a messenger RNA of Petromyzon marinus (sea lamprey), 1970 nucleotides long. RefSeq lists its product as uncharacterized. Gene Ontology annotation, cellular component: nucleus; cytosol. Gene Ontology annotation, biological process: spermatogenesis. The record is from RefSeq and is a predicted model, not a curated record. Lineage: Eukaryota; Metazoa; Chordata; Hyperoartia; Petromyzontiformes; Petromyzontidae.